AAUUGCCUGCUUCUCGCUCAAAUGACAUUAUAUUCUACACCAAAAUUGACUACUAUCAUUGUAUAAAUACUCCAUAAGUGGUUAGGGUCAAUCCGUCCCACUUUCGCUUCUGUUUGACCCAGAGCGUUCGCUGCAAAAAUCCUCGAAGCAGGUUUCGUUGUUUGGAGUGAGUCGUCAAAAUAAAGGCGCGGGAGCGUCAUCUCACUUAUCUCACCCUCCAUUUCACUCAAAUGUCAUCAUAUUCUCCAUCACAUUGGCCACCAUCUGGGUAUAAAUUGGAAACCUUGAUGAAUGUCAACUCUCCUUUAUUUCCCAUUCCAUUGCGCUCAAUCCAUAUCACGUUUCCCUUCACUUGAACACUUCAACACUCAAACUCACUCAAAUCUCAUAAUGACCUCAUCACAAAACGACCCUACAGCUUUGACUCGAAGCUUUCACUACAAAACUUCAGCACACAGCUAUGAUGUGAAAUGGGGUUCAUUGGGUGAUCCCAAAUCUCCCCCUCUCAUAUUUGUUCACGGAACUCCCUGGUCAUCUCGCGUCUGGGUCCCUUUCGCCCUCUCACUGUCACGUCAAUUCCACGUGUAUCUCUUCGACAGACCUGGUUUCGGCGACACGCCUGCAGAGAAAAAGUUAGAUCCAACAAAGACCAGCUCAAACGCGAUUGAAGAGUAUGAUAGUAACCUCGCGCGACAAGCAGAGGUGUUUGCUGCGCUCUUCAAAUCCUGGCAAACAGACUGGACUCACGAAAAGGCUCACGUCGUAGCCCAUGAUAAUGCCGGUCUUGUCAGUUUGCGAGGAUAUCUCCUCCAUGACUUGCCAUAUGCAAGCCUGUGCCUCAUCGACGUUGUCGCGAUUGGACCAUUCGGUCAGCCUCUCUUCAAAGUCAUCGCUGAGAAUCCCCAGCUCUUUGAGCAACUCCCCAAUACAGCUUUUGAGGGAAUUUUAGAGAGUUAUAUCAGCGAUGCGGCAUAUUACGAAUUGCCAAAGGAGACAAUGCAGAUGCUCAAAGAGCCUUGGCUUCGGGAAGGUGGAAAACGAGGCUUCAUUCGCGAACUGUGCCAAGCCAACUCCAGGUCCACGGAGGAAGUGGAGGCGAGAUAUGGAGAGGUUGGGCCGAAGCUACCAAUCAAGAUUAUCUGGGGAGCUGAUGAUAAGUGGCUCCCAGUCGAAGUCGCGCACAGAUUGGGGAACUCGCUCAAGGCUAAGGAGGUUAUCGUUAUCGAUAAGGCUGGUCAUCUCAGCAUGAUUGACCAGGGAGCACGUAUUGGAGUUGAGCUGGGCUUGUGGCUUAGUGCUGCUCCGAGCAGAUAAUAAUGGAGACUAGCUUCACUAUGUUAUAAUGAAGAGGAUAAUGUAUUUCCAUCUCUUAUUGAGAGUAUUCUAGUUAUUCUUAUUGAGCUGGUGUGAGGUUGUUAUAAAGUGAC
Molecule: messenger RNA, 1427 nt
Organism: Fusarium redolens
Lineage: Eukaryota; Fungi; Ascomycota; Sordariomycetes; Hypocreales; Nectriaceae
Product: Alpha/Beta hydrolase protein
Exons: 1
Coding region: 292-1314 (340 amino acids)
Source: RefSeq, a predicted model, not a curated record